Messenger RNA from Aspergillus luchuensis, 1038 nucleotides. RefSeq lists its product as uncharacterized. The coding region runs from base 1 to 1038 and encodes 345 amino acids. The transcript has 5 exons. NCBI's taxonomy places the organism in Eukaryota, Fungi, Ascomycota, Eurotiomycetes, Eurotiales, Aspergillaceae. The record is from RefSeq and is a predicted model, not a curated record.
AUGUGGACUUUUCUAGUGCAGUUCUUCUCCACUGUGCUGCAGUUACGCCUGUCAAUGACCAAGCCCAACGAGACAAUGGUGGCCUACAAUCUGACAUCAACCGCUUUGCCAUGCUAUGUAAUGGACUAUGCACCACUCGUCUGGCUAUAUAGCAAGGAAACAUACAUGCCUUCGGAUAUCGGACAGCAGCUUGUACACACGAUACCAAUGGUGAAUUAUACUGCAAUCAAAGGAGCACCAUCACCGUUAACACUCAAUAACCUCGCGGAACUCAACAAGUUGGGAAACACCAGCGUCUACCUAACCUCAAUAGAGGGCAUCGAUGCUACUCCAGAGCCAGCAUGGUUUCGUGGAGUGAGGCCAGAUACGAAUGGAAAGACGAAUAGAGCUGUCUCAUCGACAAUAAUCACUCGUGACCAUGGAAAUGGGACAGUAGAUGCGUUCUACUUCUACUUCUAUGCGUACAAUAUGGGAAAUACAGUAUUGGGAAUGCAGUUUGGAGAUCACGUCGGUGACUGGGAGCACAACAUGAUUCGCUUUGAUAACGGAGUUCCACAAGCAAUCUGGUACAGCCAACAUGCUGGAGGUGAAGCCUUCACCUACGACGCAACAGAGAAGCAAGGCAAAAGACCGAUCGCAUACUCCGCUAAUGGCUCUCAUGCCGUAUAUGCAGUACCUGGCACCCAUGACCACGCCAUCCCCCACCUCAACCUCCCCUUCGGCUUCGUUAUGGACUACACAGACAGAGGAACCCUAUGGGAUCCCAUCGCAAACGCAUACGCAUAUAGCUUCGACGCAGCCAGCCAGACAUUCCAGCCCUACGACCGCAGAUAUCCAGCCAACUGGCUAGAGUUCAAUGGGCAGUGGGGAGACGACGCAUUGCCGGGGGGACCGGAGCUCUUUGGACAAGCGAAAUAUAGUGCGGGCCCGAAUGGGCCUAAAUUCAAACACCUUGUCAGGUCGACUGUUUGUCCGGAUAGUCCUUGCGUCGUGCUGCCUUUUCGUAUUUGGGAUGAUGAGGAUGGUGAGAUGAUGUAG